AUGCACCCGGAGGAUCCACUCUCUCUUACUACGUUUCCUCCUACUGUAUUUCUUCGCUCUCUGCGGGAAGUAUACUUCGACCUUCCCUGCUUCCUCUCGUCCCUUCCCGCCCCUCCUGCUGCCUCGCAUCUCCGCACACAUCCCGAUCUUCACGUACGACAACCGCGGACAACGCCCCGCAUCGCACCUUCUCGCUCGCCUUCUGCCGCCUGCCCUCCUCUGCACCACGACACCACUGCAGCAAAGCGGGGACUCGUUGACCUUGGCGCCGGCAUAUCUCUCCCAUCGACCUUACUGUCUCGAAACAAGGGCGUUGUCCACGGUUGCGGGGGCCUGGCCCUGCACGUCACUGGAGCCCUUCAAAAACAGCAUUGGGCAUAG
Messenger RNA from Trypanosoma rangeli, 381 nucleotides. RefSeq lists its product as uncharacterized. Lineage: Eukaryota; Euglenozoa; Kinetoplastea; Trypanosomatida; Trypanosomatidae. The transcript has a single exon. The record is from RefSeq and is a predicted model, not a curated record. Bases 1 to 381 code for a protein of 126 amino acids.